AUGGGGCUGUUCAAGGUACGGGCAGGGGACGCCGCAACCUUGCAAAAACAAAAUUUCUCCCAAUCUGAGCUUGCCCACAGCAGCACGCCGACUUAUGCAGCAUCGGAAGAGGGCCCGCAAAAAUGGGCAGAUGGGGAUUACAAGUCCUCUUAUAAACCGGCCUCGUCCGCGUCGCUCGGAUCGGUCACGACUGAAAGCGCUGCUAGCCCUUCUCAAAACCACAGUCCUUACCAUUCUUCAGGCCUGGAUGCCAAUUCUGCCGCCGGACGGCUUAGACAAGUUGAUCAGUUUGGAUAUAGCAGGUCUACCGAUCAGAUCAGUUUGGAAUCGAAGGCGACCAUCUCUGUUGAUCAUUCUGCGAGUACGAGACACUUGGAAGCACGAGCUAUCCGGCAUUAUCACAUCCCGUAUCCACGCGAGGUAUCGUCGCCAGCAUCAAUUUCCAAAAACACACCAACUUCAUCCUCAUUGGCGCCACCUCCAAUGAACAGAGGCGACGCACCGACUACGAUCGGAAUGGCGCUUGGAAGCCCGAGCCACCCUCCUGGAUCUGCCGAGGCACCAUGGAACCAAACUCAAGUCCUUACGACGGUGACUUCUGGGGGAGAUGCGUCGGAAUCCAGUUCUAAUCCCAACGGCAUGUCAAGGUCAAUGUCGAAAAGAUGGAAUCCUUUUAGUAGGACCAAGUCGAAGCGAUCUAAGCCAGCCGAUAGCCCGGCCUCGCGAGCGGCGGGUACAGAUUUGGGAAAGAGCAUGGAUCUUGGAAGUCGUUCCAACUUGGCGAAAAAUGGUGGCGAUAAAGAGAGUGACAGAAAGGGGUCAGCGGCACGCAAGGACAGUUCGAGCAGCUUAUCGAGACAUCCAAUCCCCGAUAUGCCUGUGCUACCAAAUUCACGAGACGCAGCGGCGCCGACACGAGAAGCUCCCGCUCCGCCACAGAUUCAGGUUGAGCAGCCGAAGCAACUACAGUCUCUUCUGAGUAUCGAGAUUCCGACAAUUGAAAUGGAGCGCUACAGCAUCAUGUUUGGAAAUAUUCUUCAGAAGCAGCAGCAGCAGCACCAAUACUUCCUUCAACCGGCCCAGGAGUCUCAACCACCAAAAGAGCCGCAGCUGGAAGCACAAGCAGAACAGACUGCGAAGCUGCAACAAGUACAGGAAGCUCAAGAGGUUCAAGAGGUCUUGGAGAUCCAGGUCCCUCAACGUCCCGAAGAACCUAGACGGCCGGCGCCCUCACCAAGACCUCAGCGAUCAAACUCAAAAGAGUCGGAAAACCCCGAGGAGCCUCAGGAGCCACAACAAUCACAAGACUCUCUGCAGUCGCCGCAGCAGCCGUCACAACAGUCACCAAGGCCUAGCUUGCCUGUCCGACGACAAAUCAAGAUAGAGAGGCUAAACCUGCCGGCAGCCAAGAGCUACCGAGAUGGUUCUGUGCCCAUCGAGAUCAUAGUACCACGGAGAGGAAGUUCGCCUUUGCCAGAAAGCACACCGUCAGACUCUCUCGCCGUGCCCAACCAGGCCCCAGCAGGCAAUCCCCCUAGGCUCUCCUCACGAAGACGAUCCAACACCACUCCUGCCGCCGUGGUCAACUUCCCGACUCCAGCCAUGUAUAAAGUACCGGCGCAGUCGAGAAAGAGAACUACAUCGGUUUCUACCCCCUCCAACGAGGAGCCACCCCUGCCCGCAGACGCCGAAACAACGCCAGAGCGACGUGAGCGCCUCAUCUCCAAGUUCCAUCACAAAGAAUCACCAUCCGAGUCCAGCAUGCCAAAAGUCACUGAUCAGCCAUCCGAAUCUCCCGCCUCCGUAUCCACACAAUCACAAUCACAACCACAGCCACCACAGCCGCGAUCUAUCCUCAAAAAGCCAUCAGGGCCACCGCCUCCUCCACCCACAAACCGCGUGGCCAAACCUGUAGCAGCAUCUCAGGAAGCUGCGCCUCCGAAGCAACACCAACACCAAGUAUCCAUGGCGUCCAUCCGCACCAACGCAGACGAAGAAGAGGUCGAAAAGGCCCUGUACGAGGCCGUCGAAGUCUCGAUUGCGCGGCAGAUUAGCGUCUCAAGGCAGCAGCGUAAAUUGCUGGUGCCUCUGAACCGUUCCGCUUCGAGGAGGAACCCGGGCGAGCCUGCGCCUGACGCGGCCUCCAACAUCAAGCUGGACAAGAACAAGCGGCUUGUUGAGACGAGGACUGCGGUCCCGGUUUUGGUUCAUCCUGCUAGCCGGGCGAAUACUCCGCAAGGUGGUGGUGGUGGCUAUCGAAAGAGCUCGCGUGUGGUUCUUGAAGGAGCAUGA
This is a messenger RNA of Trichoderma aggressivum f. europaeum, 2292 nucleotides long. RefSeq lists its product as uncharacterized. NCBI's taxonomy places the organism in Eukaryota, Fungi, Ascomycota, Sordariomycetes, Hypocreales, Hypocreaceae. The record is from RefSeq and is a predicted model, not a curated record. The coding region runs from base 1 to 2292 and encodes 763 amino acids. The transcript has a single exon.